ACCCGGCUCAAUCACAAUGCUGCAGCUCUGAUUGGUUGCCCUGGCUGCUGGGCGGUGUCUCCGCCUCCGGCUUGGAAACUAGUUUAGUCUCAAGCCCCUAGUGCGACCCUGUAUCCAGUGAGUGAGAGUUCCCUGGGUGGGGGGCAGCAUGGGCACCCGCCCGCCGGGGGAGCUACCGUGACCUGGGGACACGCUCAGACCCCUGGGGCAGAUCGCUGGCUUCAGACCGUGCCUCUGUCAUCAUGUCGGUCAGCGUCCACGAGAACCGUAAAUCCCGAACGAGCACUGGCUCUAUGAACAUCUUGCUUUUCCACAAAACCUCCCACCCAGAUUGUGUCCUGUCCCAUCUCAACACCUUCCGGAAGCGCUGCGUGUUCACUGACGUCACCCUCUGGGCAGGGAACAGGUCCUUCCCAUGCCAUCGGGCUGUGCUGGCCGCCUCCAGCAGCUAUUUCGAGGCCAUGUUCAGCAACGGCUUGCGGGAGAGCCUGGACGAUGAGGUGAAUUUCCAUGACAGCCUCCACCCAGAGGUGCUGGAGCUGCUGCUGGACUUCGCAUACUCCUCCCAGAUCAUCAUCAACGAGGAGAAUGCAGAAUCCCUGCUGGAGGCUGGGGACAUGCUGCAGUUCCACGACGUCCGAGAUGCAGCGGCUGAGUUCCUCGAGAAGAACCUCUACCCUUCCAACUGCCUGGGCAUGAUGCUGCUCUCAGACGUUCAUCAGUGCCGUAGACUCUAUGAGCUGUCCUGGAGGAUGUGCCUGGUGAACUUUGAAACAGUGCACAAGAGCGAGGACUUCAACAACCUCUCCAAGGACACCCUGCUGGACCUGAUCUCCAGUGACGAGCUGGAGAUAGAGGACGAGGAGAAGGUCUUCAGAGCCAUCAUUCAGUGGGUGAAGUAUGACUUGGACAAGCGGAAGGUGCAGCUCCCAGAGCUGCUGAGGAACGUGCGUCUGGCCUUGUUGCCUUCCGAGUGCCUCAAGGAAGCCAUGGCGUGCGAGGACCUGAUCAUGGCAGAUGAGAGGAACAAGCUCAUCAUGGACGAGGCCAUGCACUGCAAGAAGAAGAUCCUCCAGAAUGACGGGGUGGUCACCAGCCCCUGUGCCAAGCCCCGCAAAGCCGGGCACACCUUGCUGAUCCUGGGCGGGCAGACCUUCAUGUGUGAUAAGAUCUACCAGGUAGAUCAAAAGGCAAAAGAGAUCAUCCCCAAAGCAGACCUGCCAAGCCCAAGGAAAGAGUUUAGUGCCUGUGCCAUUGGCUGCAAAGUCUAUGUCACUGGCGGGCGGGGCUCAGAGAAUGGGGUCUCCAAAGACGUCUGGGUGUAUGACACCGUUCAUGAGGAAUGGUCCAAAGCUGCUCCCAUGCUGAUAGCUCGGUUUGGGCAUGGCUCGGCUGAACUGGAGAACUGCCUCUAUGUGGUCGGUGGGCACACUGCGGUGGCUGGUGUCUUUCCGGCAUCUCCUUCUGUUUCCUUGAAGCAGGUAGAGAAGUAUGACCCUGCCUCCAACAAAUGGACCAUGGUGGCCCCUCUAAGGGAUGGAGUCAGCAAUGCUGCAGUGGUCAGUGCUAGGCUGAAGCUUUUUGUCUUUGGCGGGACCAGCAUCCACCGGGACAUGGUGUCCAAGGUCCAGUGCUACGAUCCUGUCGUGAACCGGUGGGCGAUCAAAGCAGAGUGCCCCCAACCUUGGCGCUACACUGCCGCCGCUGUUCUAGGCAGCCAGAUUUUCAUCAUGGGCGGGGACACUGAAUUCACAGCUGCGUCCGCCUACCGCUUCGACUGCGAAACGGACCAGUGGACGCGGAUCGGGGACAUGACUGCUAAGCGCAUGUCAUGCCACGCCUUGGCCUCGGGGAAUAAGCUUUACGUGGUGGGGGGUUACUUUGGGACACAGAGGUGUAAAACGCUAGAUUGUUAUGACCCUACCUCGGACACGUGGAACUGUAUAACAACAGUGCCGUACUCACUCAUCCCCACGGCUUUCGUCAGCACAUGGAAGCACCUGCCAGCUUGAGAGGCAUUGGCUUGGGCCCAGAAUUCAGGAGCUUAACUGGAUGCCACUGUCAAAUUCAUCUCCCUUUCUCUCUGCUGGAGUCUGCACAGUGACCAAAUGCUACUAGCCUCACUCCUUACUGCUCCCACCCAAAGCCUGCAAAGGGUCUUUUGCAGCCCUUCUCUGGCACAGGGCGCAGGAAAAGGGCUGACCUGAGAAGGAAGCCGCGCCAUUCGGGCUGGGAGGGGGUGCUGAACAAUGCUGCCACUCGAACGGCCGUGCAAUCAAGCAACUGAAGGAGAACAGAGCCGAGAAGCAUGCUGGUGUGGAGCCCUAUUGUGUCAGGGCCGUUUUCCAUCGGGGCUCUCGUUUGUGGGAGUGGGGAGGGAAGGGGAUUGGUUUUAAUAUGAUUAGAAAGAUGAAGUAUCGAUCGAUGCUGCAUUAAGCCUAUUGAGAUGCAGGAGAGGGAUGGUGCUGCCACUACCGAAGGAGGCCCGGGCUUGAAUUAAAAGAGCACAGUGGGAGCACCGGGCCUGUCCUGCCACCUGAUUACUCUGGAGUUUGUGCUAGGAGCCCUCAGGGUUUUUCGGUUGUCCUAGGAGCACACAGCACAGUAACCCGACUAGGUGCUUUCUGUACUAGGACGCGGGGGAGGGUUCUACACUUUUUAAAAGCAGUUAAUUUUGCAGAGUGCUUUAAGUUGGUGAUCCCGGGUCUUUAGGGCACUUCAGAAUGAUCCAAACAGAAGGGGAGUGUGAGACGGGUGGCUGUUGCCACUGGGGCGGGGAUUGGAGAAUCCGACUCUGAGCUCUGCUCAGAUUGGAAAGGUAGCAGAGAGCCAGCCCCGUGCAUAGAUACUCCUAGCUGCGUGACCCAAGUACCUGCUUCUGAGGCCAGGCAGGGAAGCUGGCUGCUGAAACUUAAAGGGGUAGCCCUUUGAUGUUGCUAAAAACAUCCCAGGAAGCCGACACCCCAGACAGGCAGGUAACGUGCAGGAAGGAGGCAGGGAUGUGUUGUGCACAUGAGAACAUUUUCCUUCCGCAUUCUACAGCGGUCUGUCUGAGGCCUGGCAGCUCCCUUCCCACAGCAGCUGGGGAGAGGCGUUGUACACCUGUCAAUGUGUCAGGAGCUGGGUUAAUUAUGUUGCAAAGCUGGAUAAAGCUGGAUACACUCA
Dermochelys coriacea (leatherback sea turtle) is the source of this 3165-nucleotide messenger RNA. It is a transcript of the gene KLHL25, whose product is annotated as kelch like family member 25. NCBI's taxonomy places the organism in Eukaryota, Metazoa, Chordata, Testudines, Dermochelyidae. The transcript is spliced from 3 exons. Bases 243 to 2012 code for a protein of 589 amino acids. The record is from RefSeq and is a predicted model, not a curated record. Gene Ontology annotation, molecular function: protein binding.